This is a messenger RNA of Morus notabilis, 1487 nucleotides long. Its product is annotated as F-box/kelch-repeat protein At3g06240. NCBI's taxonomy places the organism in Eukaryota, Viridiplantae, Streptophyta, Magnoliopsida, Rosales, Moraceae. Gene Ontology annotation, molecular function: protein binding. The transcript is spliced from 2 exons. The record is from RefSeq and is a predicted model, not a curated record. Bases 75 to 1373 code for a protein of 432 amino acids.
UGUGGAUGAUUUAGAAAAGGAAAAGUUGGUCUCCUACAACAUUCAUAAUAAAGAGUUUAGAGACCUUGACGUUGAUGGAUGCAGACAGGAUGGAUUGUCCUACGUUGGAGCCUAAGUGCCCAGUCUGGUUUCGAUACUGGAAAAAUGCAAGCUCAAAUAGAGAAAUGGAGGGGUUUUCUUGCUAUCUACCGGUAGAGAUUGUGGAACAAAUUAUGCUGUGGCUGCCUCCCAAGUCUUUGAUGCGAUUCAAGUGCGUGAGUAAGUCUUGGUGUUCCCUUAUCAAUGGUUGUAUCAAAGAUCCAGAAUUUGUGGCAAAGCACCUUCACAACACCAACAAAGACAUAACUUCUAGAACACGCCACAUUGUUUAUUUGUAUGGAUUUUCCUACUUUAAGAAUAUGUACUCAUUGCUUAGUACGUACAAUGAGUGUGAUGAUGGUGAAAAAGAAACCAUAAAGUUUGACGCCGAGUUUUUGAAUUUAUCGAAUUUUUUGAAUGGUGAGAGGUUUGCCUUUCCUGAGUAUUAUCAUUGUAAUGGCAUAAUCUGCCUUGAUGGUUCUAAGGGGGACAUGCUGCUGUGCAAUCCGGCAUUGCGUGAGUAUCUGCUUGUGACAUCAGGUAGUGCAAGCUUAGGAAUCGGAUUUGAUACUGAUUUGAGCAAAGGAAAAGGAUUUGGCUAUGAUUCGAGAACUGACGAAUACAAGGUUGUUAGUAUUUUAGAUUUCAUUGAUGAUAUUGAUGGACCAAAAAGACAAACUUGUCUGGCUGAGGUAACCACCCUUGGUUCUGGUAUUUGGCGAACGAUUGAGAUGCCUAUACAUGGUUUUUCAUCACGAUCACUCUACAGUCAUACAUACUGCAGGGGAGUGUUUUAUUGGAUGACAUCUUCUACCGAGGGUAUGAUCCUUUCGUUCAACAUGUGUGAUGAAGUAUUUCGUUGCAUAGAACCUCCAAAUGAUGUUUUCUUAUCUGAUGGAUCACAUUGGUGGACUACUAAGCUCAUGGUGUGGAAUGACUCUCUUGUCUUAUUGUUUGAUAAUUGUCCUUGCGGGCAGGGGACCGAACCAAGAUCCAUUGAUAUGUGGGUGAUGAAUGACAACAAUGGCAGUGGCAAAAAAGGUUCGCGUUCAUGGAUCAAAUAUCUUACGAUAGAAAACCUAAAUGACAUUCUUAUGCCGUUGACAUUUUGGAAGAAUGAUGAGCUCCUUUUUAAGGAUUUAGGUCAAGUAAAGGUGGUCUCCUACAACAUCCAAAAGAAAGAGUUUAGAGACCUUGACAUUGAUGGACAGAGUCAGAGUAGAUUGUCCUUUGUGGGAACCCAUGUUCCCAGUUUGGUUUCGAUAAGGGAAAAUUGCAAGCUCAAAUUUAGGUAAUAUAUAUUUUUUAUAUCUACAAGUAAAAGAAGCAUCAAAGCAGUAUGUAUUAGUCUAUUGACUAGGAAUUCAGAGAUUCUAGGAGACUUUCUUAUCUCAGUUUGGGAUUAGUUU